This is a messenger RNA of Mya arenaria, 1810 nucleotides long. RefSeq lists its product as uncharacterized. The transcript is spliced from 6 exons. Bases 157 to 843 code for a protein of 228 amino acids. The record is from RefSeq and is a predicted model, not a curated record. Lineage: Eukaryota; Metazoa; Mollusca; Bivalvia; Myida; Myidae.
AUAUGAUCAGGUUGGCCUUUAUAUAACUAGUGCAUAUAUACUAGAACAUAAAUAAGUACUUUACAAAAUAUCAGGCUAACCACAUGUACCGAGGUUCGAUAUCCAUUCUACAAGGAUUUAUCACGGAGGUGUAUACAAUCUUUACUAAAGGUCAGUAUGUCUAAUAGGAAGGUGUUAUUCGUGGUGACGAACCACUCCAAGCUCGGAAAUUCGGACAAGAAGACGGGUUGGUAUCUACCGGAAGCCGCCCACCCGUACAAGGUGCUCACCUCGGCCGGAUACCAUGUAGAUUUCCUCAGCCCCAAAGGCGGAAAGGCGCCAAUGGAUCCAGGGAGUGCCGAUGCGUUCAAGGACGACCCCGAUUGCACGACGUUUCUGAAGGAACACGCCUCCAAGAUGGACACCACCCUGGCACCUUCGGCUGUCAAGGCAGGUGACUACAAGGGACUGUUUUACGUCGGUGGGCACGGCCCCAUGUUCGAUUUACCCGGAGAUGUCGCCACUGCGAAGCUCGCGGCCGACAUCUACGAACAGGGCGGGAUCCUCGGGGCUGUCUGUCACGGAACCGUCGGUUUCGUGCCCAUUAAGGUGUCUGGCAAGCCGCUGGUGAAAGACAAGACGGUAACGUCAUUCACGAACGCGGAGGAGGACGCGGUGAACCUGUCGAAGGAUAUGCCGUUUAUGCUGGAAACCAAGCUGAAGGAACUAGGUGCGAAAUUUGUGGGAGCGGAUUUGUGGGCGUCUAACGUGCAGGUGAGCGGGCGGCUGGUAACUGGGCAGAACCCGGCAUCCGCCAGUGCAACUGCGGAAAAGAUGGUGGAACUCCUGAACGACGUCAAAUAGGGCGUUUGAAGCCGCAGCGACACCAGGAUUUAGAGGAUCGCUUUGCACUAAUUUGCAUAGGCGGCUGUUUGGAAAUUACAUUGUUCAUGACAAUCCUGAUGCUUGAAUGUAUUCAUUUUGAGUAUUUACUUUGCAGCUAGAACAAAAACAAAUUAUGAUAGAACGAACGGUCGCCAGAUGUUUUCAUAUAUUUUGGCUUUGCAUACAUGUACACCCACGUUUUCUAAAGCAUCAUUCGAAGGAAUCGGUUUUAAUCGAGAUUGUACUUUCAGUCAGUCAUUCAGACAUAAGUUUAAACAUUUCCAUUCCAUUGCACAAAAUACAAUUUCGGGCAUUGAAUGAUGUUAUACUUAAAUAGAAUGAAGCAAUGUUUUAUUUUGUCUUGGAGCUCAAUAGAUUUUAUAGUUUAUUACAGAAAAUGCGCAUUUAUACUUGAAUCAUGAUUUAAUUUUUGUUUGCGUAUAAUUUGCCGUGUUUUAUUUAGCAUUUGUAAGUAAAUUUGCGUUAAAAACUUAGAUUAUGUUUAAAGGGACUUUCGCAUGUUACUCAUGUUUUUGUAAAAUGCACUAUCUUUUUGUAUGACGAAAUAAAAUGUGGUAAAUGCUUAAAAGGAGUGUUAAAACUAAGAUACCAAAAGCUGGAAAUGGUGUUAAAAAUAUGGUCAUUUAAGACCACAAUAAUUAAAAACACUAAUGGUCCCUUAAUUGUUGUUGCGUGAUUGGUUGAUUGACAUGAUCCAAGAUGUUUUCAAUAUAUUGUUAAAAGGUCAAAAUAUCCAUCACUUUUGUAUAAGUCUUAGUGACCUAGUGGUGAAGGCGUCGGUUUUCCUAAAACAAAUCUUGACUUUACCCUCAUGAGGAUGCACCCUACUUCAACCGAUAUACUUGUAUUAUAUAUUUGUACCUUUUCUUCAAUUUUGAUAUCAUAAAAUAAAAUAAUGAUAAAAUAAAUGACUACAGAUGCAAAA